UCGUCAAACCAGUGUAUUGAGUUGAGGAUAGUGAACGGGGGAUAAACAGCAGCUCCGGAGAUCCCACGAAGUUCGAGUGCCCUGAAGGGAGGAACUGCUUUGCAUUACCGACGCGUUUAGACCCCAACAAGACAAUUUACAGAGGAUUGUUGUGGACGUGCACUUACCUUGCUCCUGGCCCGUUCCAUCCGGAGUUAUACCAAGAGGGACUCCAUGAAAGAUGACAGAGGAGGUGAUUGUUAUAGCCAAGUGGGACUACACUGCCCAGCAGGACCAGGAACUUGACAUCCGGAAAAACGAGCGCCUGUGGCUGCUGGACGACUCCAAGACGUGGUGGCGGGUACGGAACGCCUCCAACCGCACCGGCUACGUCCCGUCCAACUACGUGGAGCGCAAGAACAGCCUGAAGAAAGGCUCGCUGGUCAAGAACCUGAAGGACACUCUGAGCUUUAAGACCCGGCGGAAGACCAGCGCCUCGCCGACUCCCAGCACAGACGGCGAGUACCCGUCCAACGGCAGCGGCAGCGGCGGCGGCGGGGGCGGCGGGGGCAUGGGCACGCUGACGUCGGGCGCCGAGCGCAUCUACGACCUGAGCAUCCCGGCCGUGGUCAAGUUCUCGUACGCGGCGGAGCGCGACGACGAGCUGACCCUGGUGAAGGGCGCGCGCGUGGUCGUCAUGGAGAAGUGCAGCGACGGCUGGUGGCGCGGCAGCCACGCCGGACACGUGGGCUGGUUCCCCUCCAACUACGUCCAGGAGGAGAUGACCGCCGGCGGCGGCGGCCUCGACGUGGGGUACGGCCUCCAGCGGGCGCCCUCCGUCUCGUCCUCGGGCGUCAUCGUGUCCAACGGCUGGGCCACGGCCGGCGGGCGACCGGGCGGCGGCGGCGGCGGUCGGUCGGCCGGCGUGCUCCACGUGGUCCAGACGCUCUACCCGUUCAGCUCCAUGACGGAGGAGGAGCUCAACUUCGAGAAGGGCGAGACCAUGGACGUGCUGGAGAAGCCCGACAACGACCCCGAGUGGUGGCGCUGCCGCAACGCCCGCGGCCUGGUGGGCCUGGUGCCCAAGAACUACGUGGCCGUCCUCAGCGACGGGCACGACGCCGCCUCGGCCGCCGGGGCCUCGGUGGUGCCCGGCAGGGGCUACCACACGCUCACGGGCGGCAUGCGGGGGGGCAGCGGUAGCGGCGGCGGCGGCGGAGGAGGAUCGCGGCCCGGCUCGCCGUACACGGGCGGCGGCGGCGGCGGUGGCGGUGCCCUCCUGCGGCCCUCGCGCACGGGCAAGUUCGCCGGCAAGGACUGGUACUACGGCGCGGUGACGCGGCACCAGGCCGAGUGCGUGCUCAACGAGAGGGGCGAGGAGGGCGACUUCCUGGUGCGCGACAGCGAGUCCUCGCCGAGUGACUUCUCGGUGUCGCUGAAGGCGGAAGGGAAGAACAAGCACUUCAAGGUGCAGCUGCUGGACGGCGCCUACGGCAUCGGGCAGCGCCGCUUCCCCAGCAUGGACGAGCUGCUGGAGCACUACAAGAGAGCGCCCAUCUUCACCAGCGAGCACGGAGACAAGCUCUACCUGGUCAAGGCCCUGGCCUGAGCAAUCAAGCCGUCCAACACCUCCCCCCCUAACCCCCGUGCCCACUUCCUAACCACACACACACACACACACACACACACACACACACACACACAGCCUGUCCCAGAUGCUCUAUCCACCCACAGCCACCUCUUCCUCUCCUCCUCCUCCUCCUCCUCCUGCUCCUGCUCCUCUUCUCCUUCCUGUUGAGCUUGUCAGCCCCAAGGGCCCAGACUAUGGGGACCCCAUGGGGGUGGGGGU
This is a messenger RNA of Sardina pilchardus (European sardine), 1828 nucleotides long. It is a transcript of the gene nck2a, whose product is annotated as NCK adaptor protein 2a. The transcript is spliced from 4 exons. Lineage: Eukaryota; Metazoa; Chordata; Actinopteri; Clupeiformes; Clupeidae. The record is from RefSeq and is a predicted model, not a curated record. Gene Ontology annotation, molecular function: receptor tyrosine kinase binding; signaling adaptor activity. Gene Ontology annotation, biological process: negative regulation of PERK-mediated unfolded protein response; positive regulation of endoplasmic reticulum stress-induced intrinsic apoptotic signaling pathway; positive regulation of translation in response to endoplasmic reticulum stress. Bases 221 to 1588 code for a protein of 455 amino acids.